AUGGCGGGACCCGGCAGCCGCAUGUCGGUCUACUCAAACCAUUCGAACGUCCCUCGACCAGCCCAACCAUCCGCACAACUCUCGACCACAACCCUGCUCAACGCGCUACAUUCUGUCUGGACCGCCAGCCAGCCAUAUGCACUAGAGUCUAGUACUAGUCUUGUCGUCAACACAUGGGUCACUAGCAUGAUUGUCGGGCCUGAUGGCAGGCAAGGGGGUACAGUCGACUCUGAACUGGGUCGACGUGCAUGGGAGCACGCCAGAAGAAGAGCCGAGGAUGGAUGCGUUGUCUUGGGCUCUCUCCACGAGUCUACACCUUCGCUCCUCGUCCCCUUUCUUUCCUCGCUGCCCGUUGCGGUACCUACAACUCUGUACACUGCACUCAACGCCGUCCGCCCCUUCCUCUAUUCAGUCACACCACGUAAUCCGUCAACAGCACAACAUAACGGUCUAGCGGCUGUGCUCAACCUCAAUCUCGAGGGCGAGCUGACAGGCGCCUCCCUCAGCCUUUCUUCCUCUGGAAUCAACGUUGCUAAAGGUUUGACUGAUGUGCCUGCCGAGAUUGGCCACCGUGCCUUCGAUGUUUUCUACUACUUGCUCUCCAGCGCCUCGCCGGCCGAGAAGAAAUUCCUGAACCUACAAGAACCCAAGGCCUAUGCCCUUCUGAAANAGACCGACACCUACACUCCUCCAUUGUAUCUCCCCACAGCCGAUGAUGCUGCCGCCGCCGAUGACUUCCGUGCCUCGCUGAAGGAGAUCGGUAUCAAGGGAGCUGCUCUCAGAAACAUGCUUUCUGUUGUUGCUGCUAUCCUCAAGCUCGGGGAGACUAUGGGUUUCCUGGUUGACGAGGAUGUACUGGAGAAUGUUUGCGAAGAGGUGGCUGAUUUGCUCGAUCUGGACACCGAUGUGUUGACCAAAAAGUGCGACACUAUGGAACGUCAGACCUUGAUGUCCGCCAUCUACGAGGCAUUGGUCGACUGGGUUAUCGCUCGCGCCAAUGAAGCCAUUCGCAUGGAACUCCGCAAUGGCGGCCUUGCAAACUCAUCCAGCGGUAGCGAUACAGAAAACUCUGGAGGUAUCUUGACCCCGCCUCCGGGCGAGGAUGGUGCAGACACCGUCAACCUGACCAUUCUCGACUUGCCUAGUGCCACUCUGGGCAAGGCAAUGGCCCUGCGUACUGUCUUUGAUGAUUCGACAGGCAUCAACCUCGAGAUGAAAGAAGACGGAGUGCCAUCUUACCACGUCGGUUCUUCGAUCGUUCGAGAGAUGACCGACGCUGUCAACGACAACGCAGCAGAGCUCGAGCUUCCCGACUCUGUGGCGACCCGAGAGCGUGAGGAGGUACUCGAUCGCCGUGAGACACUCCUUGAGAAAGUGGGUGUUGAGACCGAAGCGGACAGCUUCUUGAGACGUCUUCUGUACCCGGUCGAAGGCGAGGGCAUCCAGCUUGGUAAAGCCGGCCGGUUCAGCCUCAUGAACCUCUUGGGAAGCAGUCGCGUCUGGUUCCAGCUCGCCCUUCAUCCUACUGACGAGUCUCCGGCAUCUUUGGCAAACCACUCGCCUAACAGUUUCCCAUGGUCUGCAGGAUCUGUGUCCAGCCAAAUUCGUUCCUGGAGACUCNCUGAGUGGGCCAACCAUCGUAACAAGAAGCUCGACUACACUGCUGACUUCGACAUCAACGAGUUCCAGGAGCGCUAUGCACGCCUCGGCUGUCAGCUGGGUCGCGAUGGUGUCGAGAGUUGGAUCAUGGAGCGUGGUUGGAGCAAUGGAGAAGUCGUCAUUGGCCACGAGAGAAUCUGGAUUCGCGAGGCCCCCUGGUGGGAAGCCGAGUNNAUGCUUGAUCUCAUCCCUAUGGACCCAUCAAUGGACGCCGCCGGACCUUUCGGUGGUCAAUACCAGGUAUCUACACCCAUGGUCGAGGACGCCUUCUACCAACAACCUUACCACGACAACCCUAGCAAUCCUUUCCUCAGUCGUAACCAGAGUUUCGCUAGCAGAAGUCAACUCGGAGCCAAGUCUAUCGCACCUUCAAAAGCACCGACUAUGCAAGGUCGUCCCGGAGACUAUGGUCUUGGUACCAAGGGUGACGACAAAUACGGCGAUGUUACCUACUACGGAGAGGUUGAAGAUGGCGACGCGAAGGUCAUCACCGAGGUACCCAUCACUUUCAGUCGCAAAGCUUGGAUCUGGGCCGUAUGGGCCUUGACUUUCUAUAUUCCCUCGCCCGCUCUUCGCUAUAUCGGUCGCAUGAAGAGACCCGAUGUUCGUCAAGCAUGGAGAGAGAAGUUCGCUCUGAUGAUCAUCAUCUUCAUUAUCAACGCUACCGUCGUCUUCUACAUCGUCGCAUUUGGUCGUUUGCUCUGCCCCAACAUGGACAAAGCUUGGAGCGCCAAAGAGGUCGGCUACCACGCAGCAUCGAACGACUACUAUGUCAGCUUCCGUGGACACGUAUACGAUCUUACCAAGUUCCACAAAACCCAGCACAGUGAUGGUGUCACACUAACCACCACUGCCAACAUGGAACCUUUCGGCGGUACAGACGUCAGCGAAUACAUUGUCCCUCCUCUCAGUGUUGCUUGUUAUGGUCUUGUGGGAGCCAACUCUACCCUCACACUGCAAUCGAACACAACUUUGGAAUAUCCUCAGGCCACCCAUAGCUCAGGUCCUAUAGCUGCCCCAGAUACGGACUCGGCACUCAACAGCAUCAACUGGUAUGGUGAUACAUUCCUGCCUAAGAUGAAAGAAUUUUACAAAGGUGAUCUGGUGGUCAAAAAGAACAAAGUCAAGAGCGAUGGACAGGACAACAACCAUUAUUGGUUCACUCUCGGUCAAAGAAUCUACGACAUGACUGAUUAUUUCCACACUCUGGAUCUGAUGAAUGACCUUGCCACCUACGAAUUCUUCCCCGAUGAAUUUUCGGCAAUAGUUCAGAGCAAUCCUGGUCUCGACAUUAAGCAAGAGUUCGACAAAAAGAUUACCAACGUGACCGAGCACUCCGCUAUCACCCAAUGCUUGGACAACAUGUUUUACAGUGGUAAGCUCGAUUUCAGAGAUUCCGCUCGCUGCCAGGUGAACAACUACAUCCUGCUGGUAUUCACCAUAAUUCUCUGUACUGUCAUCGUGGUCAAGUUCCUGGCUGCUCUGCAAUUCGGCUCUAAGCCUCGUCCCGCUCCGCAAGACAAAUUCGUCAUCUGCCAAGUUCCUGCCUACACCGAAGGUGAGGACCAUCUUAGGAAAGGUCUCGACUCACUCACAUCCUUGGCAUACGACAACAAGAGAAAAUUGAUCUGUGUCAUUUGCGACGGCAUGAUUGUUGGAGGUGGUAACGACCGCCCAACGCCCAAGAUUGUUCUGGAUAUCCUUGGAGUCGAUCCCAAGAUUGAUCCUCCUGCUCUUCCAUUCAAGUCUAUCGGUGCUGGUGCCGAACAGUUGAACUACGGAAAGGUCUACUCUGGUCUAUACGAGUUUGAAGGCAACGUAGUUCCCUACAUUGUCGUCGUCAAGUGUGGUAAAGAGUCUGAACAGGUUAAGGCCAAGCCCGGUAACCGUGGUAAGCGUGAUUCGCAGAUUCUGCUCAUGAGCUUCCUCAACAGAGUCCACCACCGUUCUCCCAUGUCACCACUUGAGUUGGAGAUGUUCCAUCAAAUCAACAAUGUCAUCGGUGUUGACCCUGAACUUUACGAGUACCUUCUCAUGGUCGAUGCCGAUACUCUGGUCAAGGAAGACGCUCUCACCCGCCUCGUUGCUGCUUGUACAAACGACUCCAAGAUUGCCGGUAUUUGUGGUGAAACGAGUCUCGAAAACGAGGAACAGUCCUGGACUACCAUGAUUCAGGUCUACGAGUACUACAUUUCCCAUCACUUGUCAAAGGCUUUCGAGAGUUUGUUCGGCAGUGUCACCUGUCUUCCCGGAUGUUUCACCAUGUACCGUCUCCGAACAGCAGACAAGGGCAAACCUCUUAUCAUCGCUGACGCCGUCAUUGAAGAGUACAGUGACUGCAAUGUCGAUACCUUGCACAAGAAGAACUUGUUGUCCCUUGGUGAAGAUCGUUGGUUGACCACCUUGAUGACCAAGAACUUCCCUCAGAUGUCCUUCAAGUUCAUUCCUGACGCAUAUGCCCAAACUGCUGCGCCCGAGACAUGGAGCAUUCUUCUCUCUCAAAGACGUCGUUGGAUCAACUCGACUAUUCACAACUUGGCUGAACUCAUGCUCAUCAAGGACAUGUGUGGCUUCUGUUGUUUCUCCAUGCGCUUCGUCGUGUUCAUCGAUCUGUUCGGUACUGUCAUCCUUCCGGCUACUGUCGUUUACCUGGUUUACCUCAUUAUCACCGCAUCGACCGGUGGUCAAUUCCCUCUUAUCUCGAUUAUCAUGUUGGCUGGUGUAUACGGUCUGCAAGCCGUCAUCUUCAUCGCCAAGAGACAGUGGCAGCACAUUGGUUGGAUGAUCUGCUACUUGGCUGCUUAUCCUCUUUACUCGUUUGUCUUGCCUGUCUAUUCCUUCUGGAAGCAGGACGACUUCUCGUGGGGUAAUACUCGUGUCGUCAUUGGAGAGACAGGUGCCAAGCAAGUCAUUGCUGUGGACGCUGAAGAAUUCGACCCUCGCAGCAUUCCUCUGCAGCGCUGGGACGACUACGCUUACUCAAACCAACUUCCUGGUCGUCGUGGCAUGGUUGCUCAGGAGAAGGAAAUGGGCUUUUCGCCUUUCCAGGACAAUGGAGGAUACGAAAUGGAUGAGAUUCGCUCAGUCUACUCUUCUGUUCACCCGGCCUCCACCAUCCUCACCGGCCUUCCGAACAACAACAACAUGCCCUACCGUCCCCCUACUCAAUCGCCUGGCCCAUACAACGCAUACAACCGUAUGUCUAGCUACUCGCGCUUCACUGACGCCAUGCCCGGCGCUAACGAGAACUCACGUCUCAUGUCCAUGGGCAAUAUGAGCGACACCUCACCAGGCCUUCCACGCAACCACAGUGGCCAAUACCUAUCUCAACCCGACUUGCUCUCCCCCAAGCUCUCACCUCCCNCCUCGGCAGGCUUCCCUCCUCGUUCCCGCAGCCCGCUGUCUCAGACCGCAUCCCGACCCGCCAGCACGUUCGGCCUUCCCGGCUUCCAGACCCAGGGCGUCGCCGACAGCCAGAUCGUCGAUGCAGUCAGAGAUUGCUUGAGAGAGGUUGACUUGGACACAGUGACCAAGAAGCAGUUGAAGGUUCUUACGGAGCAGAGAUUGCAAAUGCAACUGGAUCCUCAGAAGAGAGCCUUCUUGGACCAACAGAUUGAUUUCGAGUUGGCAAAUAUGUAG
Molecule: messenger RNA, 5298 nt
Organism: Aureobasidium vineae
Lineage: Eukaryota; Fungi; Ascomycota; Dothideomycetes; Dothideales; Saccotheciaceae
Source: the annotation of a GenBank genome assembly